Solanum dulcamara is the source of this 566-nucleotide messenger RNA. RefSeq lists its product as uncharacterized. The record is from RefSeq and is a predicted model, not a curated record. The transcript is spliced from 3 exons. Lineage: Eukaryota; Viridiplantae; Streptophyta; Magnoliopsida; Solanales; Solanaceae. The coding region runs from base 117 to 455 and encodes 112 amino acids.
UUUUUUUACCGAUGUCCUAGAAACUGGACAUACCCAAAUAAAAAUCUUGAUUUUUGAUUAGGGCAUUCGACAACAAGCAGUUGGGAGGAGAAAGUGAUAAGGAAGGAAUUAAGGAAAUGGCAAUGGUUUCUAACGCUAACUCAUUCUUAAAGUCACAGAUGCACCAAGUUUACUGCAGAAAGAAGGAGAAAGAUAAGAGUCAAAAUCCCCAACCCUAUAAAGUCAUUGAAAUCUCACCCCCUCCCAAGAACCUUGGCAUACGUUGCCUUCCCUCUAACUUGCAGUGCGGAGAGAGUGUAACCAUUGAAGGCCGAGCCUACACUAUUUCAGCUGUAACUCAUCGUUAUCAGCUUCGUAAAGGGAAAUAUGAGCCUAGCGAGAAGAGGCUUGAUGUGUUGUCUACUGGAAGAUACAUCUUAAAUUUGUACUUGGAAAAUUUACUAGAACAAUCUUGACUAUGAUGUAGAUUAAUAUUCUUUUUUCCCUUCAUCUUUAUGUAUACAUUAUGAAUUACAACUUAAUUGAAUUGCCUGUGUCAAAUGAACUUGUUUGAUAUUUUGCUGGCA